AAGUGAAAAUAAGAAACGGAAGCCACAAACAAAUAACGUAGUUAUGAUCACAAGCUUUUUUGCAGGCACUCACUCAUAAAACUCAUUAAUGACUGUUAGCUCUCAGGAAAGAGAGAGAAACGAAAAGCGGAGGAGGCGAUCAGAGCCGCGCAGCGAACUUAGCGCGCACGUGACCGAUCUCUGCUGAAAUCGCAACUCGCCGAUCCAAGGAAGCACCGUUCGCCGCUGCUGAUUUCGAGCUGCCGCCGUUCCGGUCCGCGCGCAUGCUGUCGGAGACGGAAGAAACGCGAGGAUCUCGUGAGUUUUGAGCUAUAUAUUGUUUUGUGGCGUGAUUUCAGACGACGCUUCGGUGUCUAGUGCCUUUGAUUUGGAGUGGAAUGUUUCGGUAAGUCGGAGAAGUUGGCGGCGAAGCUGCGGAGUCUGAUCCUCGACGGCAGCGAGUUACGCUUUGAGAGCAUGAGCUGGACUUGGAGAUGGACCGAAAAGUUUGUGCUCAAAUUUCUUCUAGUGCUGGUGACGAAUCGGAGAUGAGUUCUAAUGCUACUGGAUCUGUUAAAGUUGACAUAGAUGAUGAAGGAAAUAUUCUUAUCAAAGAAGAAAAGGCUCCUGCUGUUUCUGCCUCGGCAUCAGCCUCAAAUCAUGGUUCAGGGUCAAGCAUAAUUCAGGAAGAGGAAACUGUGAGUGUAAAGGAGAAAUUGGUGGCUAAUCUGUAUCCCAGAAAAGUUGAUAAAGGAAGAAAGUCAUCAGCUCAUACAAACAGUUCUUCAGGGAAGAGGAAAGUGAAGGUGGAUUGGACACCUGAGCUGCACAAACAGUUUGUUCAAGCAGUUGAACAGCUUGGCGUGGACAAGGCCGUGCCUUCCAAGAUUCUUGAGCUUAUGGGAACUGAUUGUCUUACUCGCCAUAAUAUUGCCAGCCAUCUUCAAAAGUAUCGAUCUCAUAGGAAACAUAUGCUAGCUCGAGAAGCAGAGGUAGCAACCUGGAGCCGAAAGAAGCAGCUUUACCGAACCACAGGGAGCACAGGCAAGAGUGAUGCAAACUCUUGGGCUGUACCCGCCACGGGGUUCCCCCCAGUGACAUCAGUGUCUCGUUCUAGACCCUUCCAUGUUUGGGGUCAUCCAUCACCAAACCAAUCGUUGGUUUAUAUGUGGCCUGGUCAUCCAGCCUCGUCACCUUCUCCUCCUGCUUGGGGUGCUGGUCAUCCUCCGCCACCAUCUCUACCUGGGGACCCUUCUUUCUGUAACUGUCACCACCAAAAUGUUCCUGCACAAGGAAUGCCUUACUAUCCCUCUCAUUUUCCUCAACCGACAUUUGCAACUCCACCGGUCCAAGGACUACCCCCUUCUUCUAUGUACAGAGUAGCACCAAGCAUUGGUGUCCCCAUCGGCCUAACUGGACAAAAACCGGUACGACCACUAAUGGAACCUCACCUGUCUACAGAGAGCAUAGAUGCAGUUAUAGGGGACGUCCUAUCAAAGCCAUGGCUGCCGCUACCACUUGGGCUCAAGCCCCCAUCCACAGACAGCGUCGUGGUGGAGCUGCAACGCCAAGGAAUAUCAAAGAUACCACCAAUCCGUGCUUAACCAGAAGUUGGUACGAUCUCGUCCAUGUUACUUAGAUGGAAAUUAUCUCCAUGUGCAUAACUGGUCUCCUCCACCCCUCAGUCCUCCGCUCUUAGUUGUCUGCCUGAUGUAGUUGAAUCGAGCUACUCCAGCGAAAGUUCUUAUAUGAAUCGCGUGUCCGACGUCGACGACGUGACAUAAUCUUUGGCACCAGAUUCAUAUGAAUUUUCUAUAUAAGUGGAAGUAUGGAAGUCGAAUGUUGUGAAAAUAUUUGUAAAUGAGGACACUGUGACUGGCUUUAAUCCAACAGUAGUCUCAACUGAGGACACCAUGCACUGCGUGGGCCCCCUUGCUCUGUUUUUCUCUCACAUUCUAUCUGAUUUUUUAUGAUUUGAGAUCCACACAUUUAUCUCAA
Salvia splendens (bonfire salvia) is the source of this 1977-nucleotide messenger RNA. Its product is annotated as probable transcription factor GLK1. Gene Ontology annotation, cellular component: nucleus. The coding region runs from base 474 to 1583 and encodes 369 amino acids. Lineage: Eukaryota; Viridiplantae; Streptophyta; Magnoliopsida; Lamiales; Lamiaceae. Gene Ontology annotation, biological process: positive regulation of DNA-templated transcription. The transcript is spliced from 8 exons. The record is from RefSeq and is a predicted model, not a curated record. Gene Ontology annotation, molecular function: transcription cis-regulatory region binding; DNA-binding transcription factor activity.